Messenger RNA from Drosophila grimshawi, 1573 nucleotides. RefSeq names its product zwei Ig domain protein zig-8 (gene dpr1). The record is from RefSeq and is a predicted model, not a curated record. Bases 196 to 1371 code for a protein of 391 amino acids. Lineage: Eukaryota; Metazoa; Arthropoda; Insecta; Diptera; Drosophilidae. Gene Ontology annotation, biological process: synapse organization. Gene Ontology annotation, cellular component: neuron projection membrane. The transcript is spliced from 8 exons.
UAAUAUAAAUACAAUUUAAAAAGAUAGCAAACUCAUUUUGUUAUUGCUCCCGAGCGAACGCUUAGACGCGACCUGAGCCGAGCCACGCUGAGCUGGGCCUGUAAUUUGACGAAAACGCAAACGUUAACAAGGCCAAAAAGACCGCAGCGAAUUGCUAACAGCAAGCACUACAAAAACAGCGAUCAUAACAAUAAAAUGCGGAUAACAAGGCCAACAACAACUAUAACAACUACAGCAACAACUGCAACAACAACAACAACUACAACAAUGUCGGCCAGCUGCAGAGCCAAUUUCGGAUUACUCAACUGGCUCAUCAGUUGGCUGUUGGUGCUUUUGUUGCUGCUGCUGCUCGUGCAAGGAUAUAGCGCUGCGAUAGCCCCAACGCCACCAACAACAACUACAACCACAAUCUCACCCUCAAACAUGCUGCCCUAUUUUGACUUUGAUGUGCCGCGCAACUUGACCGUCACUCUCGGCCAAACGGGCUUCCUACACUGCCGCGUGGAGCGAUUGGGUGACAAGGAUGUCUCGUGGAUACGCAAACGUGAUCUGCAUAUACUGACAGCUGGCGGCACCACCUACACCUCCGAUCAGCGUUUUCAGGUAUUACGACCAGAUAACUCGGCCAAUUGGACACUGCAAAUUAAAUAUCCGCAGCCACGCGACUCCGGCGUCUACGAGUGCCAAAUCAACACCGAGCCCAAAAUGUCGCUCUCAUACACAUUCAAUGUUGUGGCAGAGCUCAAAGCGGAAAUCUUCGGCCCCAGCGAUCUGAUGGUGAAAACGGGUAGCGACAUUAACCUAACCUGCAAAAUAAUGCAGGGACCACACGAGCUGGGCAACAUAUUCUGGUACAAAGGCAGCGAAAUACUAGGUGGCAAGAACGAGAACGAAAUCGACAGCUCCAUGGCAAGGAUACUCGUCGAGGAUGAUUGGUCGGAUGGCCUAACUUCGAGAUUAAAAAUCAAGCGCGCCAUGCCCGGCGACACCGGCAACUACACCUGUGUGCCCACUGUGGCAAAAACCUCCAGUGUCUAUGUGCACGUAAUUAUUGGUGAGCACCCGGCGGCCAUGCAGCACAACUCAAGCAGCAACAGCAACAGUUUCUACUGCGGCAUUUGUUGCAUGCUCCUCAGCAUCGUUUCCUGUUGCCUGCAGCACUGGUAUGUGUGUGCCGCUGCGCCGGCUUCAACAAUGGCAGCGCUGCUGUUGCAGCCAACAAGACAAAUGUCGUAUGCAGCCAGUGAAGCAACAGCUGCAACAACUACAUCCACAUUGAGUGCCCGCCCCCGCAGCAGCAGCAUCAGCAUCAGCAGCAGCAACAGCAGCAGUCGCCUCAAUCCGAACAAUCGGGUGCAGUGCGUAAGAUGAAGGAAUGAUUGAAGUUGAGAUCAAGACGUUGAUUAGGAUCAUAACGUUGAUGAAUGUGUUGAAGAAGCUUAGUUAAAUUCAAGUGGAUCGCAUUGAUUUCGUAUUUAUGAUAAAAUGCACUUAGUGAAUAAAACUCUCUAGCUGUAAGCGAUUUUGAGUAAGUUUAGCCAAGCAUAACAUACAAAACUCAAUAUUGACAUAA